This is a messenger RNA of Tripterygium wilfordii, 2685 nucleotides long. RefSeq lists its product as uncharacterized. Lineage: Eukaryota; Viridiplantae; Streptophyta; Magnoliopsida; Celastrales; Celastraceae. Bases 1 to 2685 code for a protein of 894 amino acids. The record is from RefSeq and is a predicted model, not a curated record. The transcript has a single exon.
AUGACUGGUCUUCGACCGAGGGGAAACGAGCUGAUUGAAUUUGAACCUGAAAUUGAGCUUAAACUUCGGGAUAUAAGAAGGAAGCAAAGAGAAGAACGAGACGAGCUUAAUAAAGGGGACAUUAAGGAAGACAUGGCUGACCAAGAACGACCUGAAAGAAGACUUCUUGGUGAUUACACAACACCGAUAGUAUACAAUGCUCCAUCAUGUAUUGUUCUUGCUCCAGCAACUGGACAAUUCGAGUUAAAGAUACAACAUAUCCAGAUGUUGAACAUGUUCAGAGGAGAUGGCAAUAAUGAUCCAUAUCUUCAUGUGAAGGAAUUCUUUGAUUUAUGUUCUACUUUUCACUACACAGGGAUUUCAGAUGAACAAGUGAGACUCCGUCUUUUCCCGUUUUCAUUGAAAGACAAAGAAAAAGCAUGGCUAAAUUCCCUUCCUCCUCGAUCAAUCAAUACAUGGGAUGAACUGGUUAAAAAGUUUCUUCUUAAGUUUUUUCCAGCUCAGAAAACCAAUGCUUUGAAGAGGGAGAUUCGUAACUUUGCUCAGAACGAAGGGGAACCAUUCUAUGAAUGUUGGGAUCGGUACAAUGACUUGUUUAUUCGCUGCCCUCAUCAUGGUUUUAAUGAGUAUAAGAAGGUCCAAUUUUUCUACGAAGGAUUAACACCUCAAACUCGUCAAACCGUAGAUGCUACGGUUGGAGGUAGUUUGUCGAUGAAGACUUCAGCUGAAGCUACUGAAAUAUUUGAAACCAUGUGCUUGAAUUCACAACAAUGGGACAUAAAUUCAGAAGAGAAAGUAGCAGCCCCUAAACAGCGAGGUGUCUACGAGAUUAAUUCUAACUCAAUUCUUGAGGCGGAAGUGGCAAAAUUGAGACAUGAGCUGAAACUACUAGCUGGAAAGAAGGAGAUAUGUGCUAUGUGUUCUAGCACUAUGCAUACUAUUGAGAUGUGUCCAAACAAUCCUAUAGGACAAGAAGAAUCUACAUUUGGAAUAUAUUCACAGAAUAGAGCAGGAUACAAUCCUUAUUCUAACACUUACAAUCCGGGCUGGAGAGAUCAUCCAAAUUUUUCAUGGAAAAAUCAGCAAGGACAGUUCUCCAAAAUUCCACAACCGCCACAAACACCUGAGCCCAAACAGUCUCCGAUUGAAGACGUACUUGCUCAAUUCAUGCAAGUUACACAGGCUUCAAUCCAGAAACUUGAGAUGCAGAUAGGACAGUUAGCUAAUGUGAUGAGUGAGAAGAAGCAGGGUGAAUUCCCUAGUCAAUCUGAAGCAAAUCCAAGAGGGAGAGAACAAGCAAAGGCAAUUAAAACCUUACGUAGUGGAAAGCCUUAUGACAUAAGAGAUGAAGACCCUGGCGAUAAUAUGGAGGUUACAACAGCUGAAGAUACAGCAGAAAAAUCACCAUCUGUCGAAGCAAGAGAGAGCCAACCAGAAGAACCAAAGCUGGCUGAAAGAACUUCUCCGAAUACAACACCAGAAGCACCAUUAAAGGAUAGAGUUUACGUACCUCCACUUCCUUUCCCUCAACAAUUUCAGAAGCAAAAGAAGGAUAGACAUAUGUUGGAUAUCAUGGAGCUGUUGAAGAAAGUUCAUAAAAACAUUCCUUUGUUAGAUGCAAUCAAACAAGUACCAUCGUAUGCCAAAUUCCUCAAAGAUAUUUGCACUAACAAAAGAAAGUUCAUGGAACAUGAGAAAGUGAUGCUAUCCGAAGAGUGCAGUGCCGUUCUCCUCAACAAAUUGCCUCCAAAGUUGAAAGAUCCAGGGAGUUUUACAAUCCCUUGUGUUAUUGGCAAUUUACAAAUUGAAAAAGCUUUGAUUGAUUUAGGAGCUAGUAUUAACUUAAUGCCAUUAUCUGUUUUUCAGCAACUUGGAGUCGGAAAGAUGCAACCAACAUCAAUAAGCUUACAACUUGCAGAUCGUUCCAUAAAAUUCCCACUUGGGAUUAUUGAAGAUAUUUUAAUAAAAGUGGAUCGGUUCUUGCUGCCAGCAGACUUUAUUAUUUUGGACAUGGAAGAAGAUCGAGAUAUUCCCAUCAUUAUGGGAAGACCAUUUUUGGCCACUGCUGGAACAAUAAUUGAUGUAAAAAAGGGGUUAUUGACAAUGAAUGUUGAAGGAGAAUCAGUGGAAUUUCGAGUAUUUGCAACCAUGAAGAGACCAAUGGACAUAGAGGAGUGCAACCGAUUGGACAUAAUUGAUCAGCUUGUACAAAGCAAUUUCACCGCUGAAGCUGGUAAUGAUGAAUUAAAAACCAGUAUUGAGCAUCCCGAUUUGACUCGAGCUAUAGCUGAUGAAGUGUCAGACGUGGUGGCUGUGCUAAAUUCUACUCCGCCUCUUAAAUGGAUACGAACUACUGAACUUUUAGGGCCUCCAAGUCCACGAGCAGUACCAUCCAUACAACAAACUCCUAAACUGCAACUUAAAUUGCUGCCCACUCAUGACAUGCCAAUUGGACGGAAAGAGUUCUCUCCAGGCCACAAAGUCCUUUUGAACAACUCUACGCUCAAGCUAUUUCCAUGGAAAUUACGUUCAAGAAGGCACGGUCCUUUUCAAGUUGCACAAGUCUAUCUCAAUGGAGCUGUUGAUAGUCAAAACUUACAGAGGGACAAAGAGUUUAAAGUUGACAUACAUCGUCUGAAACCAUAUCUUGAAGUUGGCUAUGAUGCUGCCAAGUCCAUUACAUGA